Aethina tumida (small hive beetle) is the source of this 1287-nucleotide messenger RNA. RefSeq lists its product as uncharacterized. Lineage: Eukaryota; Metazoa; Arthropoda; Insecta; Coleoptera; Nitidulidae. Bases 1 to 1287 code for a protein of 428 amino acids. The record is from RefSeq and is a predicted model, not a curated record. The transcript is spliced from 4 exons.
AUGCAGAGAGUAACGGAGAAUAAGUUUUUGAGAGGCUCUGAAGCUGAUGUCGUUUGUCUGCAGGAGACAUUCCUAAAACCGGACAUGGGAUUCUUUAUCCCAGGAUACUCUAUCCUCCGGGCUGAUCGUUUUUCUGGAGCAGGUGGAGGGGUUGGCAUUCUGAUCCGGAACUCCAUCAGGCACCAGAGGAUCGAUACGUCCCUCUUUAUGGGCGAGUCGAUUGGAGUCGAACUCGCCCUAGAAAGUGGUCCGAUUAGGAUUGUCUCGGCAUAUGGUUGUGUAAAAUCUAACACCAACGGCGGUUUCCUGCUGCGGGCGUCACUGGACUACCGGUUCUCGGUGGAAACCAUCGAGACGCCAAACCACUUCCCUGAUAGUCCCCCAUGCCGACCUGAUAUCCUUUCCAUUUUCCUCUGCAAAAACAUCACAGAGGUGCCGGAGGUCAUUAACCACCAGGUGUUGUCUUCGGACCACAACCCGGUCUCACUGGCACUUAACGAGAAUUGUUGCCAGUGGGAGCCUCGUAAGAGGAAAACCAACUGGUUGCAAUUCCGUUAUUUAAUGGAAACCACCGAUUUGCGGUGCAGGAUUUUGAACUCUGAAAGGGAUAUAGACGGUGAAGUGGAUAGGCUGUCAAAUGACAUCCUGACAGCCUUAGAACGGUCGACGCAUGCUUGCCCUAACAUGUGCAAGCAGCAUAGUCUUCCUGGCGAGGUUGUCACCCUCAUCAGGAAGAAAAACCGUAGCAGGAAACUUUGGCAGCGUACUCGGGACCCCUUCAUCAAGGCCCGGUACAACGCCCUGAGCCGUGAGGUCCGGGCCUGCCUGCUUGAACUCCGGAGUUCCUCGUUCCAGGAGUUCAUAGCAGAGGCCGAACUCCAUCCUCGUCGGACCUGGAAAGUCAUAAGGUCUAUCCGAGGGAGGCGUAUGCGCUUUCCGCACCUUGUUCAUGAUGGCAUCAAAGUCGUCCUGGACAAGGAUAAAGCGGAGGUGUUUGCAGACUCCCUUGAGCGGCAAUGCUCUCCAAACGCCAGUCUUCCUGGGUUUGUUGUAGAGCACAACUCCAUCAGCCGUCAGGUGGACUCUAUGACUUUCCCAAAACCUGAUAGUGACAUUCUUCCUACUUCUCCCAGCGAAGACAGAGGUAUCCUUAAAGCCCUCAAUAACCGGAAAAGUCCCGGCCCAGACACCAUCCCCAACGUGGCCCUUAAGAAGCUUGCUACCAUUCAGGUGCCUCCUUUCUUCGCUAAGCAAGGUGGCGGAGCAGGUUAUUCGGACUCGGCUUGA